AUGUCCCAUUUCAUGUCUCCACAGUCUCAUCCUUCUAGUCUUUGGUCUUCUGGCCAAGGUGGGGCUGCUCCAAGUUCGUCCCUUCACCUCUCUAGUCCUAUAGAGACAGCGAUGGUGGCCUCUGGUGAACUAGGCCCACUAAGCCAGAAAGCUGAGCAGGUGACCCCUGCUGCCCAAGCCUGGGGACCAGUCCUGACAAUGCCAGAAGCCAGGGGCUGCCCUGGGGGGGCUAGCUGGGAGCCACUUCAGCUGAAGGAGUCUGGCCAAUACCGUCACCAGUUGCCCCCCGGGUGGCAGCUAGAGCCCCUGGGCCGGGAGGAUGCUUGCUCCAGAAGCAGAGGUUCUCAUCGGGGAGCCCCUCACAGGACUGGACCCCUGCUGCUGUGUGGAGUGUCCCCGGGGUUGCUGCCGAUGGCCUCUGAGGCUAGCCCGAAGCCUGACAUCUGCAUCCUUACCCUGGCCAUGAUGAUCGCUGGCAUCCCCACCGUGCCCGUCCCAGGUCUGCGGGAAGAGGACCUGAUCCGGGCGGCUCAAGCUUUCAUGAUGGCCCAUCCCGAGCCCGAGGGGGCUAUGGAGGGGGCACAAGCUUGGGAGCAGGAGUGUGCGCACCCUGCCCCUGGGCAGAUGUCCCUAGUGAGGCCCAGGAGAGGCCAAGCUCCUGGUUCCUACUUGUAG
Molecule: messenger RNA, 675 nt
Organism: Suncus etruscus (white-toothed pygmy shrew)
Lineage: Eukaryota; Metazoa; Chordata; Mammalia; Eulipotyphla; Soricidae
Gene: SPATA25
Product: spermatogenesis associated 25
Exons: 2
Coding region: 1-675 (224 amino acids)
Biological process (GO): spermatogenesis
Source: RefSeq, a predicted model, not a curated record